AUGAAACACUCUUUGAAGGAGGAAAAUAUCACAGAAUGUGGAUGGAAAUUUGUAAAAGAUCACAAAGUUGACGAGAUAGCUGCAGAUGCUUUUAUAUACACCACUUCGCUUGUCAAUUUAACGACCACUAAUUUCGUCCAUAACAAUGACACUGUUGUCGAAGAAAAGACUUUUAAAUAUAUUGUGAAGUCUAUCAGAAAUUAUUGUAAUCCUGAAGUUUAUAUUGGAAGUACUUUUAACACGAAGCCGAAGAUGGACCUUCAAAUUUCAAGUUUUUGUAUUGAAAUUGAUAGUAACUAG
This is a messenger RNA of Clunio marinus, 300 nucleotides long. Lineage: Eukaryota; Metazoa; Arthropoda; Insecta; Diptera; Chironomidae. The record is from the annotation of a GenBank genome assembly.